CCCGCCCUGGACGCGCCUGCUGCGUGCCAGCACACUAGCACACUGCCUCGUCCGCCGUCCCCGCCUCCUCGCCGUGUCGCUGUUCCUAGAUGCCCCACGAGCCACUGCAACACCAUGGACGCUCGCCAGCCUGCGCCGCCGCCCUCGACGCGCCCGCCCGACCGCCCGCUGGCUCAUAAUCCAAACUACCAGCCGCCGACCACGACACCGCAGGCCUACGCCGGCUACCCUCCGUCGACGUCGCAGCCGCAGCCGCAGCAGCUGCACGUCCCCUUCGCCGUCGACCCGUACGCGACGUCUCGACGCGACCCGUUCCUGCCCCAAGGGCCACAGCACGCCCGACGCAGCAGCCACGGAAUGAGCGCCUCGGACAGCGCGCCGCAAGCAUACAUGGAGAGGCAGGGUGGCUGGGCAAACACAGCGCGCCCCAACUUUGGAGCAUCCCAUCACCACGCCCAGCCGGCUGCACCACCGCCAUCCAUGAGCAGCGCCGCCACCCCAUCGGCCUCGUCGCCCUACGCCUACGAUGCAGCACGCAGAGCCCAGCUCAACGGCGCCGCGCCCCCGAACCUAGCUGGAGCCCCCUCUCACGACGCCCCGCCACCGCCAUCGUUCACGCGCCCGCAGAUGCUUCCCCCCUCAUCGCCUCCGCAGCAGCAGAACCACGCUCCGCACGCGCAACGUGCCCCCUAUAUGCCCAGCUUCGGCGCCAACAGAGAGCUUCCUGGCCUAGGACCGCAGCAUCGACCAGGGAGCAGCAUGUCCAUUUCAUCUCUGAUUGGCGUCGGUGACACGGGUGCCCCUGCCCAGACAACACAGGCGCAGUCGUCGCCUCCCACAAACGCCCAGGCGGCCAACGGCCACAGCAUGCAGCCGCCCUCGCCCAGACGCAGUCUCCUGUCUGGGCCCCGAUCAGACUUCGCUCUCUUUCGACGCCAACAGUCGCCCGAGAGAAACAUGUAUGGCAGCAACACCUCCAGGGCACUCGACGGACACGGCUUCACCGCAAGAUCACCAUCACGAGCCUACAGCAGUCUGGGCUCCCCUGAGCAGCAGGGCCGUCAGUCGCUCCCUCCGUCGAUCCAGCCCUACAACCCGCCGGGCCUUCCAGGCCAGCGUCUCUUCCCAUCCUCGCCCAGCGAUAUGCCAGGAAGAGACCCCCGACAGCCUACUGGAGGGAUCCCACCCCGGCCCAACAGCCAACCAACGGGUCUGCCUGGGCCCCUCGAACAAGAUGGGAGGACACUCUACAGUGCCUUGGGAGGACGCCGCAGUGCGUACGGAGCGCCUGAAGAACGACGCCGAACGCUAGGGGAGUCGCAUCACUCGAGACCCAACACCGAAGAGCUUCUGGGAGGUCUUAGCCAUAGCACACCAGUCAGAGACCGCGCCAACACUGUGCACCCAGUAUCUCAGUCCAUUUUCAGUCCGCCUCGUGAUCAACGCACGAUCGCUGGUUUGAGUGAUGCUCCGCGCGACAUGUGGCGUCAUUCGGCACCCAACGACACCGCUCGUGAACCCAGUGAAGCCCGGCGGGAAGAGCCUCCGGUGCUGCAUCGUACCUAUGGACCGUACCCCCCUCCUUCACUUGGGCCUCCACGCUACAGCGCCCAGAGCGUCGAAGACUUGCUGCGAGAACGAAGCCUGGACCACUUGAAUCACCGGGUGGUAGAGCAAUACCAUGUUCCGCCUACUUCAGAUCCAAACUCAACAGACCGACACAAAGCUGAACCGCUUGCUCGCUCUGUGUCGUCUGGAGGAAACGCAUAUCCAGGCCGACCCCUAUAUGACCACCCGCAGAGGAUGGGCGAGCCCAUGCAACUUUCAAAAUCACACAUCGGCCUUGGUCUGGAAGCAAGUAGGCGGACUGGUCGUGCUUCGCCAUUGCCGCAAGCUGUCCAAGGCGCCCAAGCGCAACCCAUAUCUAUCGGCAAAGACCCUGGCAUUAAGAGAGAGUUUGGGCGGAUGUUUUCUGGACUUGACAGUGGACUAGGAUCAUCAACGCCGUCACGUGGGAGUCCGAUGCCGCAAAAUGGACAAGAUUCCUUCGAUUCUAACGAUAUGCUAAGGCUACAAAGAGUGAAUUCGCAACAAGGCAGGAGGCCAAAACGGGUCAAGGACGAGGAGGUAUUUGACAAUGACAGUGCUGAUGGAAGGGGUAUGACCUCUGGUGUCCGUGGUGCUAAACGUAACAAAUACGGUCACCAUCACCAUCAUGCGCCACAUCACCAUCACCACCACCAUCACCAUCACCACAGGCCGGACGAAGAAAUUCCGCCUUCGCUAAGUAGGCAGCCCAGCCUCCAAGGCGGACCAGGCGGACCUGUGCACCACCAUCAUCAUAUCCAGGGGGCGCCACAUCACCAUCACCAUCACCAUGCAGCCCCUCGAGCAGGACAGCAAGCACCAGUUCCUCUGCCAAAAAUUUCAGACAAGGUGCAUGAUAUCCAACCUGUCCUUGAUGAGGCUGCCAAACAUCCUCGGAAACAUCUUGGGUCUCACUUGUAUGAGGCAGCCACCGAGCUGCCCAAACCUAACUCGUCCUUGGACGACCAGUUUGGAUAUGCCUCGAUACCGAAACGGUUGCCACAAUUCGAAAUUAAUCCCAUCAAUUGCACCUUCACCAUCAGGGUGCCAAGAUUCUAUCUGAAACCGCGGCAACGGCAACAUAUUGUCUUGGAGCGACAUCUCUGGGGUGCACGUGUAUAUCGUGACGACUCAGAUCCAAUAGCUGCCGCCAUUCACUCUGGGUGGAUUCGCGGAGAAUGGGAUGACACCGUCGAUAUCUCCAUGCUAGAUCCUCGCAUAACGGCGCCCAACGAUGCCAGCGAUGCUCAAGACAUCCUCAACAAGGUCCCUGUUGCCCCAGUAAUGCCGCCUGCCGACAUGGACCUACAGAUCGAAAUCCUCAUACUACCACGAGUGCAAGAGUAUGUUGGUACCGUCGAAUUUGGCAUUUCGAGCAGGAAAAGUAAAACACAUGAAGGCUUGAGUUUCAUGAUCAACAAGAUCAGAUGGGUGGAAGAAGGGAUCGGCAGCCGAGGCCAGGAACGAACAGCGGCGGCGCUGAAGCGUAGACUCGACGCGAGCGCAACCCUUCUCGCCUUACAGAGUGGAGUUGACGAUAUCUUCAAAGCGAACGGGACUGCGAAGUUGCAUGCCUAAUCCUGGCUCGAUAUACCCCAGAAUGCCUGAUCUGGCUUGAGGUGAACUUGGGGCUAUCUUGAAUCCUUCCGACCGGCUCUGGAUGUCUCUCGUUUUCUCUUACGCAUUUGUUCGUAUUUGUGUCAAUCGCAUGACUUGAUGUACAGCGUUAGGAUAUCUCAGUUCAGCAUCGCUAUAUACCCGUAUUUUUGUUGCCUUGCGAAAUUUGACCUUUGGUUUUGCGUUCAUGGCGGGAAAUCUGUUUUGUGAAUGUUUGUCACCGCGGACUAGAUAGUACUCUAAUUCACACUGCUUUGGGAUAUUCCAAGUCUAAGUCAUUCUUCCGCAGCGUUAGAUUGUUGAUGGACAUAAUCUGAGUGUUGUAGGCUGUACUCUGAAUCCGCCAUGCACGUGCUUGCGAUUGCGAUUGCGAUUGCUUGGGCGAUAAUGGUGUUUUUCCAUUGAU
Dothidotthia symphoricarpi CBS 119687 is the source of this 3610-nucleotide messenger RNA. RefSeq names its product Rxt3-domain-containing protein. The record is from RefSeq and is a predicted model, not a curated record. The transcript has 4 exons. The coding region runs from base 115 to 3165 and encodes 1016 amino acids. NCBI's taxonomy places the organism in Eukaryota, Fungi, Ascomycota, Dothideomycetes, Pleosporales, Dothidotthiaceae.